Messenger RNA from Polychytrium aggregatum, 1481 nucleotides. Its product is annotated as peptidase family C78-domain-containing protein. The transcript has 10 exons. NCBI's taxonomy places the organism in Eukaryota, Fungi, Chytridiomycota, Chytridiomycetes, Polychytriales. The coding region runs from base 77 to 1252 and encodes 391 amino acids. The record is from RefSeq and is a predicted model, not a curated record.
CAGAUCAGGGCUCGGGGCGACUGCACCAGCGACUGCACCAGCGAGCUCCACGGAUCCAGAGGCUGGCCAACGCAGCAUGCCAGUGGACUGCCCUGUUUGUGACCGGCAGUUUGAUGCAUACGGCCCGGAAUGCCAACAGCACGUCGAGGCGCACUUUGCCAGCGACGACCAAGUCCCGCUCGACGUCGACGCUGAUCACUACGGCGAUCUGUCCGAAUCCGAGUCGGCCCUGCAACAAGCCGACUUUAGAGAGUGCACAUACGGCACCUGCGAGAAGCUGGUGCCGCAGCGGCAGUGGGAGGCGCAUCUUCUCAGUCACAUCCAAGAGCAGGAGCAGGAGCAGCAGGCCGAUUCAGCAAGCGUACCCGCAGGAGCAUCAACGCCGGUCCACCUUGGCUCGAGUCUGCCCCAUGGGACAUCGCCGCCAAUGUCGAUGAUAUUCAGAGUGCUCGUGGCAAACAUGCGACUGAAGGCACAACUGGGGACCUCGGUAGCGGUGCUAUCGCACCCCAAAACACAAAUCCACUGCACCGAUCCGAGUGUCGAUAAAAAGUGGGGAUGUGGCUAUCGAAACCUACAAAUGCUCCUCUCUUGCCUGCUUGGUAUUCCCGAGUAUGCCGACGCCUUUCGUGACAAGCCACGGCUUACAACGUUAUCCAGCGAAGUGCCCACUGUGUUUGAGCUCCAGCGCUGGAUUGAAGAGGCCUGGUUCCUUGGCUUUGAUCAGGAAGGAGGCCGUCAGCUCCACAACUGCCUUUACAAGACACGCAAAUGGAUCGGCGCCACAGAGAUUGCCGCACUUUUGCUCUCAGUCGGCAUCCGGCCCGAGCUCGUCGAUUUCUACAAGCCCAGCGGGCCAUCCGGAGGACAUCCCAAACUGAUGGACUACGUUCAGAAUUACUAUGGAUCCGACGAAACGCGGGGAGUUCCUGUUUUCACGGCCAAGCCCCCACUCUAUUUGCAGCAUCAGGGGCACAGUCGAACGAUUGUUGGUAUCGAAACAACGAGACGAGGAGACCGAAGCUUGAUUGUGCUCGAUCCGGGCAAGCGCAUUCCGGACCAACUGCUCAACAGGGACAACUUUUCGAUCCCAGAGGUCUUUCGUCCGCUCAAGCUGCUCAGGGUCACCGAGGAUAUGCUCAAGGAGCAUCAGCAGUACCAAAUAGUCUGCAUCAAAGACUCUACCGUGGGUUACCCCAGUACAGAGGAGCAGCAGCUCCACAUGACUUUGAGGAGCAUCCGGAUCCCGUGAUAGCCGUGACCUAUCGCAGCGGCAUCGGGCGAUAUCGGUAGAGAUCACUGGCGUUUGUUUGGCUUGGCCAGCCGGCCUGCCCUGAUUCGGUGAUCUCCCCUGUUGGCGGCCUGGAGUCUGGGCCAAUGGCGGGCAACAUCCGACGGUCUGUCUGCGUCAUCUUGGGCCGGCCUCUGUCGUUCGGUCGAGGCCGCCAAUAAAAGCUGUCGCCGGGCAGCCGUGCAAGAUA